GAGACCUUUUUCGGGCAUUGGAGGCAAAAGGCAGGCAUUGUUGAAGGCUUUCCUGGACGGUGUGACUGCCAAACUCGAUGCUAUGAAAAGAUUGAUUGUUGCUAUUAUUUUACCGGGUUUCUAAUUUAAUUUUUUUUUCAGGCCACUUAACUAUGUACACAAUGUUUAGAAGUGUUCUUAAAUGCAUUGAUUUUAGUACACCCAAAAUGGUGUAUUUCGAAGAGUGGAGGUUAACACGAUGAACACAGUGGAAAUUGCGACCUUUCCGUGAACCUUCUCGUCUUGCAAGUGUAUGAAAUGUCCCCAGACCAAUAAUGUUUUACUGUCUAGUUAAACCGGACAUACGAGCAGAUAUCUUUACACAUGAUGUUGUAAUUCGCGCAGCCUCUAUAGCUCUAGAAAUAUACGCGUGAGCAUUAAACAGAUACACUGACCUGAAUCCAUUCUUAUUCUGAAAGCUCCACAUUAAAAUGGGGCCUGAAUCAAAGUAUUUAUUCACUGAUGGAAAUGGAUCCAAACUAUAUAUGUUUACCAAGAUUACCCCUUAACUAUUGAAGCAAAUUUGCUUGUAUUUACAUUAUCUGUCUCAGUUGUCAAAACUUUUAAGAUUAAUGGGCUACAUUUUUUAAUUGCGUAGCUUUGACAGAUUGCGGCUGCUAAUUAGCCGGACUGUGGUUUACACCACAGUAUUAUGUGCUGAAGAUUUUAACGAAUUACAGAGUUUGGUAGGCUGUACACUGCGCAUUCAUUAAAUGCCAACACAAGAAUAUUCCUUGGGAAACACAGGAAGAGAUGUCUCAAACAAAUGCAAAUACACGUGUCUCUAUAUUACAAAAAUAUAGAAGUUUUCCUGCACGGUCAUGCCGUUAUUUUAUACUAGAUACAGGAGAAUCAUAUUCAUUCUCCUGUGUUUUGGAUCAAUUGGAAAAAAUAAUGCUCUCUUUUUCCACCAGGCCCUAAACUGUUAUUGGCCACAAACGAGCACGUGACCAGGAAUUGGAUGCAAUUUCGCCCUAGUCUCCAGUUUAAUAGACCAAGGUCCCCAUACGCCUGUAUUAUCACCAAUAUACACAAUUAUAAAGUCCGCAAAUAUAAAAUUGCGGCCAUCACGUAAUUGCGUAUUUUUACAUCACAUUCUUCGUUUAACCUGUGGAAGCGAUGAAUUUUGAAUUUGAGAGGGAGAUUGGGUUCAUAAACAGCCAGCCUUCUCUUGCUGAGUGCCUGACGUCCUUUCCCGCUGUCCUGGAGUCAUUUCAAACUUCAUCAAUCAAGGAGUCGACAUUAAUUCCUCCUCCUUUCGAGCACACCAUCCCUAGUCUGAAUCCAUGCGCUACAAGCCAGCCGCGAUCGAGAAGCCAAAAAAGAUUUGCAAAUGGCCUUCUGCUGCAACAGUCCUCACCACAGCCCCCAGCUCCCCCGACUUCUUCUACCCCGGUGGCAGCCGAGUUCCCCUGGAUGAAGGAGAAAAAGUCUUCAAAGAAGAGUAAUCACCAUAAUACGCCGAAUGCUGCUGUAACAUCUCAAGUCUCAUCCUCGUCCUCGCCGACUUCUUCAGGCUUUCCUGGCUCUAGCAUCGGUUCUCCUGCAGAUUCCCAUGGCGCACUGGAUAAUGGAAGUGGUUCCAGGAGAUUGCGAACUGCCUACACAAACACGCAGCUUUUGGAGCUAGAGAAAGAAUUUCACUUCAACAAAUACCUCUGUCGGCCUCGGAGGGUGGAAAUUGCAGCCUUGCUGGAUCUAACAGAAAGGCAAGUCAAAGUGUGGUUUCAGAACCGUAGGAUGAAGCACAAAAGACAAACAACUCAUCAUAAGGACGGUCAGGACACGGACCACGCUUGUACUGAGGGAAUGGAGGAAAACGAAGCCGUUUCCCCCUUUGCAAGUAAGCCCCUGGAAUCGACGGGGUCUUCAGUCACAGAGAGGGAGGACUGGAAAUCCGCUACUAGUUUUGCAGUCAAUGAUAACAACCACGCAAAGCACCCCUCACCAGAAGAGCCACAGGAAAGCCCCCCAGAGCCCGCAUCGGUCCCUGAUGAAAAUAUGAGAAGCUCCCCGUACCAAUCGUCCGCACCUCAAGUCCGAGCAAGCAUGGCACAGGAGAGUGCACCGGCACCGGAUAAUUCGUUAUCUGAGACUCAGGAAUCAACGUUGUUACCGGACAUAAAUUUCUUUCCGACCGAAUCCUGCCUACAGAUUACCGAGGGUCUAUCCCCCAGUCUGCAAAGCUCCCUAGACAGUCCGGUCGAUUUUUCAGAAGAGGAUUUCGAUUUUUUCACCAGUACGCUUUGUACUAUAGACCUCCAGCAUUUACAGUUUUAAGUAGUAACAAUAAUAAUAAAAAUAAUAAUGAUAAAUUGAUAAAAAUAAAAAUAAUAACUGGGAGAAAGAAGGCAUUUCACCGUAUUAUUAAAAUGUAACAGGUGGAUUUUCAUUUUAAUUUAUUAUUUUUUGGCUCUGUAAAAAGAAUUAAAUAUUAAAAAGAAAACGGUUUUAUAUUCAUCAUAAAAGCACGCGAUAGUUUUAAUGAGUUUCUAAAACGAAAGGUUUCAUUCAAAUUAUAGAGGCUUAUGUUACAGGCUAUUGUUUUUUAAAUGUCCCUUCUAACGGGAAUUAUUUGUCGAAAUCCAAUUUUUAUUUAUUUAUUGCUUUUUUAUUAUGUUUUUUAAUUGUAUUUUGACAUCGAUUAUUAACUACCUUGACUUUCCCGAUCGUAUAGCUUCCACAAUCCUUAAAUUCUCAGGAAUUAAGAAAAAAAAUAAUGUUGUCAGCUGCUUUUAGCGUUUCUUAAGAAGAGAGGGUGUUGUUCCUCUUUAAGUUUUAGAACUAGAUUAUUUAUUAAAAUUCUUUAAUAGCAAAUUACAAAUUAUUUAUUGUACAUUAUUUUCAUAGAUAAUAAAAUCUUUAUAAACCUA
Polypterus senegalus (gray bichir) is the source of this 2912-nucleotide messenger RNA. RefSeq names its product homeobox B2a (gene hoxb2a). Gene Ontology annotation, biological process: regulation of DNA-templated transcription. The record is from RefSeq and is a predicted model, not a curated record. Gene Ontology annotation, molecular function: DNA binding; DNA-binding transcription factor activity, RNA polymerase II-specific. Bases 1159 to 2319 code for a protein of 386 amino acids. The transcript has 2 exons. Lineage: Eukaryota; Metazoa; Chordata; Cladistia; Polypteriformes; Polypteridae.